CCCCCCCUGCUCCCUUCCCUCCCUCUGCUCGAGGACGCGGACGACGCCGCUCGUCGCGCGAGUGCCCCCUCCCCCUCCCGCUCCCGCUCCCGUCUGGGGCUCGAGCAGCGUCGUCGUCCUCCCGCGGCGGGCGGACAGACAGACAGACGGAGAGAGAUAGAGAGGCGGCCCGGGCCGGCCACCAUGCCCCCUCCGCACUGUUAACUCCUCCCCCCGUGUGGAGCGGAGCGGAGCCGGCGGCAGGAUGCUGAAGAGACUGGUGCGGCUCUCCAACCGUUCCUUCUUCGCCUUCAUCUUCCUCUUCUCGCUCUCCUCCUCCUGCCUCUACUUCAUUUAUGUGGCGCCCGGGAUAGCAAAUACUUACCUCUUCAUGAUGCAAGCACAAGGCAAAAUGUUGAGAGACAACGUGCGAACUAUUGGCAUCCUCAUUCGAGACCGAUACACCAAGAGAAACAGUACGCUGAAUGGCACAGAUUAUCUGGAAGGGUAUAAUUCAAGUGAGUACCUCGGUCAGGGCGGAACAUAUCUUCCAGAAGACUUCACGUAUUCUCCAGGCUUGCCUUGUCCAGAAAGGUUGCCGUCAAUGAAGGGCCUCAUUGAGGUUAACAUGACUGAAAUCAGCAUGGAAGAAAUCCAGCAAUUAUUUUCACAAGAUUUAGCAAUCAAAUAUGGAGGCCACUGGAAGCCGGGUGACUGUAAAGCCCGUUGGAAGGUGGCAAUCCUCAUUCCAUUCCGCAACCGUCACGAACACCUCCCAAUUCUAUUCCGUCAUCUGGUUCCAAUGCUUCAGAGACAGCACGUUCAGUUUGGCUUCUAUGUCAUUGAACAGGCAGGUAACUAUCCCUUUAAUCGUGCAAUGCUUUUCAACGUUGGCUUUGUGGAGGCUAUGAAAGAUCUGGACUGGGACUGCCUUAUUUUCCAUGACGUUGAUCAUAUACCAGAAAGUGACCGCAACUAUUAUGGGUGUGGGCAGAUGCCACGCCAUUUUGCAUCAAAGCUAGACAAAUACAUGUACAUCCUUCCGUACAACGAAUUCUUUGGUGGAGUUAGUGGUUUAACAGUGGAACAGUUCAGAAAAAUCAAUGGGUUUCCCAAUGCUUUCUGGGGAUGGGGUGGAGAAGAUGAUGAUCUCUGGAGAAGAGUUCUUUAUGCAGGGUACAAUGUGACAAGACCAGAAGGAGAUCUGGGAAAGUACAAAUCUAUACCCCACCACCAUCGAGGGGAGGUACAAUUUUUAGGCAGAUAUAAAUUGUUGAGGUAUUCUAAAGAACGUCAACCUCUGGAUGGGUUGAACAACUUGAAGUACACUCCAAAUAUAACCCUGCACUUUUUGUACAAAAACAUAACUGUGAAUCUUACGCCAGAUUUGGCACCUGUGGCCGAUGAUUAAAGAGGAUGGGACUACCUUGAAUUUUAACAGCUGUAUCUUGGACUAUUAUGGAUUUUAUUUUUAGUUCUGGCGCUUCAGUGAAAGGCUUAUGGGUCUUGAGAAACUGCCAAGGCACCUUGGAUGUGGAUGUCUCAAUGACGGCUUGAGUCCUGAAAUUCGAACAGCUGAUUGUUAUCUGCAUGUGCGUGCAAUAGCUUUGCCAAUGAGUUCAUCGAGCAUUGUGUGAGAACGAGAGAGCGCAUCGUCACUCUGAAGUCGAGGGGCUUCCAGCCAGGCUGCUCUCCUUAAGUCGUUUUAUUAGCUUUCUCGUCAUGAUCAGCUGCUCCUGUACAAAAACCGCUAGAAUUCACAUUUGUAGGUAGCACAUAACAUAUUGUAAUUUUUAGCUAAAAUGAAGGCUUAUGGUUCACUUAAAAUAAUGCUAUGGAUUUGUAAAUAUACUGUAAAAUUGUGCACUUUGCCGCUCUUUUUUAUACUAUGGAACUAAUGCAUUUGUGAUGUUCCUUUUAAAAAGGAAGUUUAUAAAUAUAUGUAUGUAUGUAACUUGGCAUGUAAGAACAAAAUGUACAUAGUCUCAGAUGACACAUUCACUUUCCACACUAUAAUGGAAAGAAUUCCAAUGGUCUGGUCUCUGGUAGCUAUAACUACACCUGGUUACAGUAAGGUUAUCUAAUCACUCAGUCACAUAACCUAGUUAUGAUUUGGAAAAUACUUUUGAAAGUAAGAUUAAUUUAGCUUUAAGAUUAUUUUCAAUAUGGGGUGGUGCUCCCCCAAUGACGUGCUUGCAAAAAAGAAGCUGAGAGGUACGUUCCCCCCCAUCCCGUCCUUGGAUGAAAGUAAACUAGCAGCUAAACUAAAAUGGCAUAUUUGUAGGGUAUUGUGUGUGCGUAUGCGUGCUGAUUUCAGCAAUUCUUCUGAAACCACUGGUGUUCUCAUUUGCCCGAGUAAACCCUAUAACUCACAAGACCUCCAUUACCCCGCAGAAUGCCUGCUUGUUUCACCACUCGCAUUUACAUUUGUAAAUUCGCAACGCUUGAGUUGCCAUUUGCAAUGCAGAUCCCAUCUUGCAACGGAUGUAUUGUAAAAUGUAAGUGUACGCCGACAGUUAUAAAAGAAUGGAGUCAGUAUCUAGGUACAAGUUUUUUAAAAUGUAUUCCGUUGGACCAUUAUGUGUGUAUUUAUUUGUGUGUGUGUGUGUGUAUAUGUAAGUAUGUGUAUAUGUAUAAUGUGUAAUAUACACAGGCAUAUAUAUACACAAACAUACACACAUAUUUUAUAUAUAAUAAUAUGUUAUAUAUAAUAUAGUAUGCCAGUACAGGUACUACUGAAAUGCCAGAGUGAUUCUGUGCAAAUUGGUUUUGGAUAAUGCUCCAUUCCUUUGAUUUUUAAGUUGAGAUUUGUUGACGGUCUUUAAUGAUCUGCUGUUAUUUUGAUUUUAAUCUGAUGGGAUGUUGAUGUCAUUUCUAGACUGCGCCACCAAGCAAAGGGCAGCGUUUUCUUGCUCUUCAAAGAGAGCAACUAACCUGUUUUCUGAUUUAGUUUUGUUCAAAAUCGGCUGUUUCAUUGAUUAGCCCAAGGACGGUUUUCCAUAACUCAUUUGUGGACUGUGGCGGUUCUUUAAUUGUGGACAAGCUGGUAAUGUUUAUUUUCAUUGAUGUACAUUUGCAGAUCUUUUCUCUGUAGUUUUUCAUAAUUGGCACUAACCACAAUUGUUUGUUUUUAAUCAUUCGGAGCUUAAGGCUUGUACGUCUGGCAACUGUGUGCGUUAUUUCUAAAAGACUUUGAAGUACCAAAUAGGCUCAAAAUGUUUUAUCGGAAGCAGUAGAGGGAGAUAGUUUUGUAUAAAUUAGAUUGAAGAAAGCUUUGAACGUAUCGUAGGGCAGUGGGGGGAGGGGGAGGGGGAAGCACGGAUGGUUUCAAAUGAAACAAGGAAAUGCCCUCUCGGUUUGGAUGCUUCAACAGAUCAGAACAUAGGCGUCUUGCAAGGGAAAGAAAAGCUCCUGUGGUUUCAGCAUUGAACAUACCAAGUAACCAAGCUACUGGUUACUAGUGACUGGUUCUGACUCGGGUCAGACUGCUUGCUGAACAUUUUCCAAACUAGUUACCUUAAGCAAAUACUGAACAGAAAAGCUUUGGUGAACCCAUGAAGCCUGCUCUUAGUGCAAACUCAGAAAAGUGGGAUCUAGAAGAAAUAUUUGGGCAAACGAAAUGCAUUAAUGUUAUGCUUAUUAUGACUGUGAAUUUCUCGCUUUGUCAAUGUUUGAGAUUCCAGCAGCUAUUCCAACACUUUUGAAUUUAAUUUCCAACGAUCUCUUGGUUUGUAAUCUGUACCCUCUGUUUCCUUCUUCCACUCUCUCCUCUCAAAUGCCCUUUAAGUCAUUUAAGGGUGUAGUCAUAUAUGGUUACACCUCUAGACUUGUAGCCAGAGGCUAGUAGUGUUGCAAUUAGAGAUUAAACAUGAGAUAUAGAAUGGUUGAUACAGUUAUGGAUUAACCCCACUAAUAAUCAGACUACCUGAGAUUCUGUAGAAUAUUUCUAUGCAACAUAUUUUGCAGUGACACUAUAUGACCAGGUAAGCUUUUGCAAACUUUAUUCCUUCCAGAGGAGAGAUACUGCAAUGGGAGUUUGCUGCUGGAGGAAAUAACAAAGCAUAACAUUUCAUUGAUAAGUGAUCUUAUUCUACAGAUUUUUCUCUUCCCAGCCAUUAUACUAAGUUCAUUGGGAUGUUAGCAAAUCUGUUGCUCGUUGUAUGACAAGUUUCCCAGAUAUUUGAAAUAUUGGAUUCCCCACAAUAAAGAGAAAUAACCAGCGGCAUAUUGUUUCAAACAACGUUCUCUCCUUUGGAGCAGAACAGUACCAGAGGCUCAUAUUAAAUUUGCUUGAUUAAUCUUUUGACUGGUGAGUAAAAUGAAGAUUACUGCAGUGGUUUAUGCUUCUGAAUAAGAACCAUGACAAUACAUCAAACAACCAAUUCUUAAAACAAGAACUGAAUUCUCAAACCACUUGCCAACUGCAAUGUCCAGUCCUAUGAAACCACCAAUUAAUAAUAGUUAAACCAGGUAUGUGGAAACGAGUGCAUUUGCUGCCUUGUUUAGAUUUGAAAUGGCACUUACUGACUAAUUGCACACGUCGUUAAUUCUCCAAAAGGCAGGCCAGGUGAUCUGAAGAGUUAACCUACUAUAAUCUACUCUGGUCUGUUCAAAAAAACGAGAUUUUCUGAUGUAUUCUAAUGCUGUAGAACUUUGCAGUGAUGUAGAUUAAUCAUUUUGGUGCCUUCUGUUUCUGCUUUCAUUUUCAACAUUAACUGAAAGAAUUGUGCACUUUAACUUUUAUCUAUACAUUACCUCUAAUAUAUUUAGAAUAUAUAUAUUAAAUGUCUAUGUAUCCAUCUUAAAUUGGAAGGGUGGAAACUUCAUUUGGAAACUGUAAUAAGCCUAUAAUAGUGGCAGAAAUUUGUUUUCCGUUCAAAUUCCCAUGUUACUAAUCAUAUAACAAUACAUGUUAGUGUCAGUUACUGUAAAUCACAUUUACGUUCAGAGUACUGUAUGAAGUCAAUUUGUAGGCAAAAACUGAUGAUAGCAUGCUCCAGGAAGAAGAAAAGGCAUGCUGAUCUGUACAUUGCUUAGUUAGCUAACGCAUUACUUUGAAGUCUGUCUUGCAGUGUUUCUAGUAAUAUUUGUAUAUUUUGUAUUAUUUUAUGAAAAUAAACAAUA
Molecule: messenger RNA, 5103 nt
Organism: Leucoraja erinaceus (little skate)
Lineage: Eukaryota; Metazoa; Chordata; Chondrichthyes; Rajiformes; Rajidae
Gene: b4galt6
Product: UDP-Gal:betaGlcNAc beta 1,4- galactosyltransferase, polypeptide 6
Exons: 9
Coding region: 245-1390 (381 amino acids)
Biological process (GO): glycosphingolipid biosynthetic process; carbohydrate metabolic process
Molecular function (GO): UDP-galactose:glucosylceramide beta-1,4-galactosyltransferase activity
Source: RefSeq, a predicted model, not a curated record